Molecule: messenger RNA, 727 nt
Organism: Lolium rigidum
Lineage: Eukaryota; Viridiplantae; Streptophyta; Magnoliopsida; Poales; Poaceae
Product: peroxisome biogenesis protein 22-like
Exons: 6
Coding region: 188-727 (179 amino acids)
Biological process (GO): peroxisome organization
Source: RefSeq, a predicted model, not a curated record
UUCCUUCCUUGCUCUGCGAAGAAGAUAAGCACAGGUCCGUGCUCUCCCCAGUCGUCGCGCCUCGCUUCGCUGGCUCCGGUCGCCUCACACGACUCCGCCCGCGCUUUCCCGGCCUCCUCCUCCUCGCACCAAUCCGGCGACCCGCCGCCAGAUCGGCCGCCUCCUGCACCACGCAGCGCCCCUCGCAAUGCCGGGCCUCGCCGCCGCCGAGCUGGACGCCGUCUCGCUGGUGCGCCGCGUCGCCCGCGCCCUCAACCGCCGGAUCUCCGACCUCGUCGCCCUGCUCUUCCGCCACAAGAGCGCGGGGUCCUUCGGCGCCGUCGCGGGCUUCGCCAUCGCCGUCGUGUUCGCGUGGAAGUUCCUGCGCUCCUCCUCGCCCGCGCGGCCCCGCCGGCCCGCCGCCCCCAAGCGGCCCCUGCCCGGUUCCGCCGCGCCUGCCACCGACGCGACCGAGCCCGUCGGUGACUCUGGGAAGCUCUCAACGCGGCAGAUCGUGGCGAGGCGGCUUAGCGGGUGCAGAAGGGUCACUUGCCAACUAAUUGGUGUUGUUUUUGAGGAGAAAUCUCCUGAGGAGCUUCAGAAACAUGCCACUGUUAGGCCCUCAGUGGUGGAACUACUACUGGAGAUAUCCAAAUACUUUGGAGUAAUAGGUCCAGACGUUAUAGCUUCAGCAGUAACCUGGAGCGACAAAGUGGCAGCUAGCCAGCUACUGAGCUACAUGUUCUGA